AUGAACGAACGUACACACAGAGAGAAGCAUUCCCGAAAAAAAGUUACGGUUAAAGAUGAAACGAAAGAAAAGGCAAAAUUAUUGAAAGCACAAAAAUUUCAUUCCGAAUUGACAAAUCAUUUGAUCAAGAAAUCAACUUGUAAAGAUCUUGAUUCAUUGGAAUCAUUGGCACGAUUAUUACAAAUUAAUCCUGAAUUCGGUACAUUAUUUAAUUAUCGUCGAGAAAUUCUUUUAAAUUUCAAACAAUCAUUGGAAACUAAUGAACAAUCAUCCGAUGGAGAUGAUCCGGAAAAACAACCGACAGAAGAAUUAUGGAAAAAAUUUGAUCAAUUAUGUGAAAAAGAAUUGAUGUUUACGGAAAAUUGUUUACAAUCUAGUCCAAAAUCCUAUGCAACAUGGCAUCAUCGUAUCUGGUUGAUAAAACAGAUGCGUAAUCCGAAUUUCAACCGGGAGCUUGAACUUUGCAAUAAAUGUCUUUCGUUAGAUGAACGAAAUUUUCAUUGUUGGGAUUAUCGUCGUUUUAUUGUUCAAUUUGGAAAAAUACCAACAAUGGAUGAAUUUAGAUUUACAUCGAAAAAAAUUCUGGAUAAUUUUUCAAAUUUUAGUUCAUGGCAUUAUCGUAGUAGUUUAUUUCGACAAUUAUUAGCCGAAAAUUAUGAUCAUAAAGAAUUACAAUCAAUGAUUGAUAAAGAUUUUGAAACAGUUAAAAAUGCCAUAUUUACCGAUCCAAAUGAUCAAUCACCUUGGCUUUAUUUUCGUUGGUUGAUUGAUUUUGAACAAGAACUGUUAUCGUUUGGUGAUGAAAAAGAAAUAUCACCAAAAUGUUAUCCACAAAUUGAACGAUUUGUUUGGUCACAAAAUCAUCAUCUAUUAGCAAUCGAAUUCAAUCGAUCAUUGGAUCGAUUUCCAUUCGAAAUCCGAAUUAAUCAGCAAAAAAUUGAUCUGAAUUCAUUUCAUCCAAAAUUUAAUGGAAAAAUAUGGAUUGUUCGAUAUGUUGAUCAGCCAAAUACAUCAUCAUCUGAUUCAAUUCGAUUUGAAUUUUCCAAAAAUCAAACAACAAUAUUGAAACAUGAAUUUAAUGUUGAAAAUAUCAAUGAUUGCUGUGUUUAUAAUCGAAUUUUCGUUGAUAAUGAUUAUGGUCAACGACAAAAUAUACGUACGAAUUUAAUUCGUAAAAGAAUUGAUGAUCUUAAUGUUUUAUUGGAAAUUGAAUCCGAUUCUAAAUGGCCAAAUUAUAUGUUGACCAUUGCAUUGGAUACGGAUAAUUUUGAAACAAAUUUAAACGCUAACAACAAUAACAACCGGUUGGAUAGAUUAAUUUCCAUUGAUCCAUUACGUUGUAAUUAUUAUAAAGAUUUAAAAAAAAUGACCAUAUUGAAACAGAAGUUAUUUUCCAAAGAUUUUGAUCAAAUUAUUAAACAAAUUUUAUAAAUAAAAUCAAAUGAU
Molecule: messenger RNA, 1446 nt
Organism: Dermatophagoides pteronyssinus (European house dust mite)
Lineage: Eukaryota; Metazoa; Arthropoda; Arachnida; Sarcoptiformes; Pyroglyphidae
Gene: RabGGTa
Product: Rab geranylgeranyltransferase subunit alpha
Biological process (GO): protein geranylgeranylation
Cellular component (GO): Rab-protein geranylgeranyltransferase complex; cytoplasm
Molecular function (GO): Rab geranylgeranyltransferase activity
Source: RefSeq, a predicted model, not a curated record